Messenger RNA from Bactrocera neohumeralis, 850 nucleotides. RefSeq lists its product as uncharacterized. The coding region runs from base 1 to 762 and encodes 253 amino acids. The transcript is spliced from 3 exons. Lineage: Eukaryota; Metazoa; Arthropoda; Insecta; Diptera; Tephritidae. Gene Ontology annotation, molecular function: odorant binding. The record is from RefSeq and is a predicted model, not a curated record.
AUGAUUUUAGUUAAUGACGAAUAUGAUGUGGACGUGUCCAGAAAGCUUGUAGAAAGACGACUGAACGAGGCUCAACUUUUGGGACCGGAAGAAACCACCACUGUCAAAACGCCACAUCAAAAUUCGACUGGCAUUUGCAAAUGCCUGCAGAGACAAAACAGCACAAUUUUGGAUGAAUGUGAAACCAAGAUAAAUACGAUGGGUCCAGAUGGAAAGACAUUUGAACGUCACCCACAAGGUCAAGUACUUAGUCCUAGUUUUAAUUCUUGCUUAACUCACCAGCAACCGUCACUUUGUUGUAAAAACGACGAGCGCGCAGCGGUUAUGGAAACGUGUGCGCAACGAUUGGGCAUAUCUUUCGAAAACCAGAAGGGCGCAACUGCUCUAGAGGAUGUUACUUGCUUCGCUGAGUGCAUUGUUAAAGAGUUGCAGCACCUAUCGGCGCCUGAGAAGAUCAACAUUGAGGCGGUGCAAAACUAUCUACAGACAAAAUCCGGUAAUGAUAGCACCUAUGUGGACACUAUGCUGACAGCCUACAGAAAAUGCGAAUCAGUGGCACAGCAACGAAUGCAGGUGAUCAAGCAACAUUCGCUCGGUGGUGGCGUGUUCGCACUUCGGAGGUGUAGUCCCUUCUCCGGCAUACUGCUCAGUUGUGUUCACAUGGAGUACUUCAUGAACUGCCCGGCGAAUCGUUGGACCGAAAAUGCGGAUUGCGCUUUGGCGAAACAAUUUGUUACACAGUGUGCUAUCGGCACCGUAUGAACAUAUUUACCAAACAUAUAUAUAUAUAUAUACUAUAUGUAUAUCGUGAUCUAAAAUGCAAAGUAAUGAACAUAACAUUUUCAUAAAU